This is a messenger RNA of Nicrophorus vespilloides, 771 nucleotides long. RefSeq lists its product as uncharacterized. NCBI's taxonomy places the organism in Eukaryota, Metazoa, Arthropoda, Insecta, Coleoptera, Silphidae. The record is from RefSeq and is a predicted model, not a curated record. The coding region runs from base 115 to 738 and encodes 207 amino acids. The transcript is spliced from 5 exons.
UUUAAAAUUACUAUUUUUAUAUUACUUACUUAUUAUUACGCAUCAGUGUACAGCAUUAGUUUUCCAUCCGAUAUCGAAAGAUGUAAAUUAGCAGAUCCUGAUUUGAGCAAGUGUAUGAGGGAACAAACAGAGAAAGUAUUCCACAAGUAUGCUAAAAGUGGCUUAAAGGAAAUUAGUUUGAUUUCGGUUGAUCCUUUGGAAAUUACCGAACUGUCAGCAACUGGCGGAGGAAGUACCAAUGUGGACCAAACCUACAAGAACCUGAAAAUUUAUGGAAUAACAUCUACUUCGGUGGAUAAGUUCGAUAUCGAUUUUGACAAGUGUGAAAUGGAGGUGAUCGCAACAACUGAAAAAAUUCGUGUACUCGCCGAUUACACACUGAAAGGACAAUAUCUGGUGUUUCAAAUCAAUAGUGAAGGCAAAUCCAAUUUCACAUUAAACAAACCUAUAUUUAAGCACAGCAUAAAGUGCGAAAAAAUUAUGAUCGGCGACAACGAACAUUUACAUAUUACGGACUUCAAGACGGAGUUUAUUGAAUACGAUGUAGAACUCUAUUUUGAUAAUCUUCUAUCCGGGGAUAAUGAAAUUAGCAAAGGAAUCGCCACUGUUUUGAAGGAAAACUCCAAUGAAAUAUUUAGAGAAGCAAAGUCAUCUCACGAGCAAGCAUACGCUAUUCUGUUUAAACAAAUCUUCAAUAACGUAUUGAAGAAAGUUCCAUUUAAAGAGCUAUUUCUGUAAAAAAAUAUAACUAUAUUUUAUUAAAAGAAUCCG